Linderina pennispora is the source of this 824-nucleotide messenger RNA. RefSeq lists its product as uncharacterized. NCBI's taxonomy places the organism in Eukaryota, Fungi, Kickxellomycota, Kickxellomycetes, Kickxellales, Kickxellaceae. The coding region runs from base 210 to 671 and encodes 153 amino acids. The record is from RefSeq and is a predicted model, not a curated record. The transcript has 2 exons.
CAAUGUGAGGCUGAUGGGGGCAGUACUUCUUUUUCCUUUUUCCUUUCCAGGUCCACAUCGCAGUAAUGCACUUAUGAGGUCCCAUAUUAACAAGCAGAUCCCGCACACUGCUGCAUCCUCUCAAUUUCCCUCUCCGAGCCUGCCCGCAGCUGAUUCUUGGGCCCCACGUUCCCAAAAGAUCCAAUGGACAGCAGUACCUAUCGAUUAAGAUGCGACACUGGGCGUGCCAGCGAGCCAUUUCCGGACAGUGGCGUGUGAAGCACGCACCUGGAAAGCAACCACCCAUGUACCGGAUGGAAGCGACAAGGACAGAGACAAUGCAAUACGAGUGCGCUUCUCCCUCCCUCGUUUUCCGCAAUAUACGUCUGUUUUUCCAAAUCAGGAAUAGAGACACCAUUAUCCUUUCUUAUUACCUUCAUAUUGUGUGCAGACAAUACUCUGAAAGACGCAAAGAGGAAAGUUACGCUUAUUCCAGGAACACGGCAAGCGAUUCGCUCUCCACCUAUCCCUUUUGCACACUCCCCAACAUCCAGACCAUGUCAGUAGGAAAUAACGAUAUCUUCCGUGUCGCAAUGUCGUGCUUCGGAACUGGCGUGGUGGACAGACAAGCGAAUAGUAGCAUGUGGCGAGGGUUUUCUUUUUGCAUCAAUCAAAACGUCAAGAAUGAUUGAACUUACACAAGGCGGAACGGAACGAGGCGCAACCCACAUUUGUCUCGCACUGAUUGUUGGAUCCGGGCAACGACGUAGACACUCGUCCUUGGUUAGAGUUUCAUUUCAGCGUCCCUUCUAAAUGGCCUCUCCAUGCUGCGCCUCCAGGCGCAC